Messenger RNA from Gaeumannomyces tritici R3-111a-1, 1794 nucleotides. RefSeq names its product beta-lactamase. The transcript has 4 exons. Bases 1 to 1794 code for a protein of 597 amino acids. The record is from RefSeq and is a predicted model, not a curated record. Lineage: Eukaryota; Fungi; Ascomycota; Sordariomycetes; Magnaporthales; Magnaporthaceae.
AUGGUGUGGUCUACGGCGACGACGGCCUUUUUGGCUGGCACUCCUCUGGCGGCCCUGCUUCUGGGCCUCGCUUCUGGCGCGCCGCUUAACUGUCCCAUCCAUGGCCCGGCCUAUCCCAAGCCACGCCGCUUGGCGGAGUGGCCGACCAUGCAAGCCGCCUUCCAGACACUAAACGACAAAUUUUCGGAGCAGGCUGCGGGCUCCGGGGGCACCGACACGUCCUUCUCGGUCGAGCUAUGGGCCGCCGAUGAUCCUAGCGACAAGGCAUCCUUCUCCUUUCACCACACUGCCCGGAACAUGGCCAAUAUUAACUCCACGGGGGUCAAGAAAGUGGACGGAGACACGGUGUACAGGAUCGGUAGCCUGACCAAGAUAUACACCAUAUUCACAUGGCUUGUGGAGGCCGGCGACCGGCACUGGCGUCAGCCUAUCAUCGAGCUGGUACCGGAGCUCGCCGAGAUCGCGGCUUCCAACGGUGAUCGGGUGGAGACGGACCCGGUCAUGACGGUGAAUUGGAAAGAGAUCACUGUGGGCGACCUGGCGGGGCAGCUUGCUGGUCUUGUUCGCGACUAUGCACUGGUGGGUGAGGUCACGCAGCAGUUCAACAAUGGAACGAGAGAGGCACUGGGAUUCCCGCCCCUUCCGCCGGGGGAUAUACCGCCUUGCGGGGCGUACAUCCUAUGCAGUCGAAAGCAGUUCUUUGCGGGUAUGCGAAAGCUUCCCCCGCAGUAUGGACCGUCGGCCGCGACUGUGUACUCGGAUUCAGCAUUCCAGAUAUUGGCGUACGCGCUCGAGGGAAUCACGGGGAAGCCGUACAAAGACAUGCUGAAGAGCUCUGUGCUACAGCCUCUGGGUCUGAAUCGAACCUACCUCUUCAAGCCGGACGACGCCGUCGGAAUUAUACCAGCCAACGCAAGCAAUGCUGGAUCAACCAACUGGGCGUAUAGCAUUGGGGAGUCGGCGCCAACGGGGAACAUGUACUCGUCACCAUCGGACCUCUCGCGCACAGGGCGAGCGAUCCUAUCGUCGAAGCUCAUGUCGCGAGCAACGACAUCGCGGUGGCUGAAGCCGGCAUCCAUGACCUCGGAGCUGGUCGCGGCGGUAGGGUACCCGUGGGGGGUGCGGCGGAUCGACAUGUCGCGGUCUCCAAACUACAAGCGGGUGACGGACGCCUUCAACAAGGCCGGGCGGAUCGGGUCGUACGCGGCGCUGCUGGCCAUGCUGCCCGACUUCGAUGCGGGCUUCAGCGUAAUGCUGGCGGGCAACUCGCUAGUCGGCAACCCGACCUUCAACUGGGCCGACACCAUGGGCGGGGUGCUGAUCCCGGCGCUGGAGCGGACGGCGCGCGAACAGGCGCAGGCGACGUAUGGCGGGCGGUACGCGGCGGUGGGAGGCGGCAUCAACUCGAGCCUCGAGAUCCGCACGUCGUUGGACCGGCUCGGGCUGGGCGUCUAUGGCUGGGUCAGCAACGGGACCAACAUGCAGACGGCGGCGCUGUUUGUGCAGAACGGGGCGGCGCCGUCGAACCCGAGCAUCCGGCUGUACCCCUCCGGGCUUGAGUCGCCGCGGCCGGGCGGGGGCAGGAAGGUGGCGUUCAAGGCCGUGUUCGAGGACCUGAGCGGGCAGGCGACCAACCUCAUGUUCACGACCGACUGCGGCACCUGGGUGUCGGCCACAAGCGUUGUGGUGGGCGAUAUACCAUUGGACCAGUUUGCCUUCAACCUCGACGCCGACGGCAAGGUUGAGAGCGUCGAGCCGAUGGCGUUGCGGAUAGAGCUGGCCAAGGAGGCAUGA